Cordyceps fumosorosea ARSEF 2679 is the source of this 1194-nucleotide messenger RNA. Its product is annotated as tRNA (uridine-2'-O-)-methyltransferase TRM7. The coding region runs from base 1 to 1194 and encodes 397 amino acids. Gene Ontology annotation, cellular component: cytoplasm. Gene Ontology annotation, molecular function: tRNA methyltransferase activity. Gene Ontology annotation, biological process: tRNA methylation; cytoplasmic translation. The record is from RefSeq and is a predicted model, not a curated record. The transcript has 2 exons. Lineage: Eukaryota; Fungi; Ascomycota; Sordariomycetes; Hypocreales; Cordycipitaceae.
AUGGGCAAAUCGUCCAAGGACAAGCGCGACGCCUACUACCGGCUGGCCAAGGAGCAAGGCUGGCGCGCCCCCCCCCCCGUCCCCGAAUUCGACCUGUUUAGCAACGUCUCCCGCGUCGUCGACCUCUGCGCCGCGCCCGGCUCCUGGUCGCAGGUCCUCUCGCGCGUGCUCAUCCAGGGCGAGAAGUUUGGCCGCGCCGCGUGGCAGGACCGCGAAGCCCGUCUGCGCCAGCAAAUGCUCAACGUCCUGCCCCCGGCCGCCGCCGACGACGACCAAGCUGCGACGGACAAGCCCCUCCACCGGGAUCAUCAGCCCGCCGCCGCCGCCCGCCGCGACGACGUCAAGAUCGUCUCCAUCGACCUGCAGCCCAUCGCGCCCCUCGCCGGCAUCACCACCCUCCGCGCCGACAUCACCCACCCGGCCACCGUCCCUCUCCUCCUUUCCGCCCUCGACUCCACCGCGGACCGCCACCCGGUCGACCUGGUGCUCAGCGACGGCGCGCCGGACGUCACCGGCCUGCACGACCUCGACAUCUACGUGCAGUCGCAGCUGCUCUUCGCCGCGCUCAACCUCGCGCUGUGCGUGCUGCGGCCCGGCGGCGCCUUCGUGGCCAAGAUCUUCCGCGGCCGCAACGUCGACGUGCUGUACGCCCAGCUCAAGCUCUUCUUCGAGACAGUGGUGGUGGCCAAGCCGCGCAGCAGCCGCGCGAGCAGCGUGGAGGCGUUCAUCGUGUGCAGGGGGUUCCGACCGCCGCCGGGGUUCCGCGCGAGCCUGGAGGCGCCGCUGGGCGUCGGCGCGCGGCUCGGGGACAUGGUGGCGGACAGGAGGCGGCGGAUGCCGCUGCGGGCGACGGGCAGGAUGCAGGACCCCACGCGCGGCACGUGGGAUGCUGCUGUGGGAGGUGGCGACGAUGAUGAUGAGUACGGGCACAGGUUGGGUUAUGACGAGGUGGAGGAGGGACAGGUAUACGAUGGUGAUGAAGACGAGGCGGACACAGCACGGACGGCGACGACGGAUCCGAGCAAGAGAUGGAUCGCUCCUUUUAUUGCGUGCGGUGACCUGUCCGCGUUCGACUCGGACGCCUCCUACACGCUGCCCGAGGACUACGUCUCGCUGGACCCGGUGCAGCCGCCGAUUGCGCCGCCAUACAAGCGAGCGAUCGAGAUGCGCGCUGCCCUAUCCAAGAGCCGCUAA